Messenger RNA from Liolophura sinensis, 411 nucleotides. RefSeq names its product kallikrein 1-related peptidase b3-like. Lineage: Eukaryota; Metazoa; Mollusca; Polyplacophora; Chitonida; Chitonidae. Gene Ontology annotation, molecular function: serine-type endopeptidase activity. The record is from RefSeq and is a predicted model, not a curated record. Gene Ontology annotation, biological process: proteolysis. The coding region runs from base 19 to 411 and encodes 130 amino acids. The transcript has 3 exons.
UACAAUUCUUUGGACAAAAUGAUAUCUGGAAAAACCAUCCUCGGUUUCUUGGUUAUUGUUUGUGGACUUUACGUCACAGAUGCGGAACCAGUGUUAAACCGAGUUCGCCGCCUGAUAAACGGCCAGGCGGAGCCUAACGGUCAGCCAUGGAUGACUGUGUUAGCCUACAAGAACACUCAGCCAAUGGAUGAGCGUCCUUACCUGGUCGUCUGUGGAUCUGUUCUCAUUGACGAAUCACACGUCCUCAUCACGGCACAUUGCUUCGACGAAAACAUAGUACCGAAAAGGGAGGGAUCGACACUCUUCGUUGUUCUGGGUCUUAAAGACAACUCUUGGGGGGCUACAAACGAUGUACAAGAAUUCGCCCUGGACGAUGUCCAAGCAUCUGUUACAGUGCUAAGAUAUUUAUGA